Sclerotinia trifoliorum is the source of this 2728-nucleotide messenger RNA. The record is from the annotation of a GenBank genome assembly. Lineage: Eukaryota; Fungi; Ascomycota; Leotiomycetes; Helotiales; Sclerotiniaceae.
GCCUGUGAUGCACUAAAAUACUGCGUGUCAUUUUAAAAAAGAAAGUGGUAUAGAGAAAUACCUCGCUUGGAAAUAUAACCCUUCAGGUUGUUGAACCCGUGCGGCAACUAAUGUCGGUACUUAUCAUCACUGGUUCGGAUCACGUUACGUAUUAAGCAAGAAAGCACAAACUGAGACACCGGAGUAUCUCUCUAAGGCUAAUAGCGGGGAUGUGAAAGAGGGGUACCGAAAUGACUUCCCUCUACACGUUUUAUCAUGAGGGUGUGAAAGAAUGGCAGCCAAGUGUCUUCUCCUUCCAUGGCUAAUGGUGGGAAUGUGAAAGAGAGGCACCGAAAUACCUCGUCCCUCUACGGCCUCGGAUUGGUGAGCAAGCUUUUCAGACACACAAUGAUUGCAACACAGUCUACACACCAACUCACUGAGUCACUCAUAGUUCUAAUACUCUCAAGCUUCGCCAUGACUGGGAUUCUCGAGCAAUAUUCCUCAGAGAACGAACUUGCUCUUUGAGUUUAUUUGCACAGUAUAAACAAAAGAACUGGACAGAUCCUGUUCAUAGUAUCAUCAUGUCGGAUUCAUUAGUCGAAAAAUGCUGCCCGCCUACAAUUGCAGAAACGGAUUCAGGUGUGCUUGUAGAUGGUUUUCAGGCGACUUCCUCUCUCUACGAUAACUCCCAUUCUUCACUUGCACACAAUUGGUCCCCAGUAUGUAGUACAUAGGCACUUACCUGUGCAUCACUGAUGAUAUGCUUCUAGGGAAAAAAGCUAUUUGUCGUGUCAACUGGCCUCUUCAUAAACUUCAACACAUGUCUCAGUGCAGCACUUCCAACUGGUGCACUGGAAACUCUCACUGCAGCGUUCAAUGUGACAAGUCAAGAGCAAAAGGCACUUCCAGUAGCUGUAUUCUUGAUCGGCUAUAUCUUUGGACCUCUCAUCUUCGGACCCAUGGGCGAGUCUUAUGGGCGAAAAAUUUGCUUUCUAUCUUCCUUUGGCCUGUACACAAUUUUUACAUUAGCGUGCGCUGUUGCACCAAACUGGCCAUUGUUCCUGCUCUUUCGAUUCUUGGUGGGAGUUGGAGCUUCGGCACCGCAGUAUAUUCUGGGAGGAAUGUAUUCGGACAUUUACCCUAACUUACUUCACCGUGGAAAGGCAAUGAUGAUGGCAGGUCUUAUGAAUAGUUUUGGUCCGCUUAUUGGUCCGAUCAUUGCGGGUUAUACGUCUACCACGAACUGGCACUGGAUGUUCUGGAUUGCUCUCAUUCUUGCUGCGUCUAACUGGCCCUUAUUGUUGUUCCUCCCAGGUUCGUCUCUCAAUAUCUCGUUUUGGUAAUGCAGAAAGCUAAAACUCGAUGAACUUUUGCCUAGAGACCUUUGCUCCUAUUAUCAUUUACAGGCUGCAGAAAACACAAGAACAUGGAUUGGUGCAACCCACUGCUGGAAAGAAUAUGAAAGAUCUCGUCACUAUAGCUUUUACAAGACCUAUAAAAAUGUUCGCCGAGCCACUCGUCCUCUUUUCCGAUCUUUUCCUCGUCUACCAAUACAGCAUUUACUACCUUUAUUUCGAAGCUUAUCAGAUCAUCUUCCAAGGUGAGUAUUUACCAUUCAUAUCAGGAAGCUCCAAAGCUAAUCUUGUAUAGGGCCGUACGGCAUGACCUUGGGUCAGGUAGCUCUCCUGUUACUACCAAGUGAGUCUUCGUUAGUAUUCUACUGCAGCAGCCGUUACUAACUAGAUCACAGUUGGUGUAGGUGGCAUCAUAGCCAUGUUCAUCUUUCUCUGGUAUGACCACUUUCUCUCGCAGAGUAAGCUUACUGGAAAAGAAUGGGCUAUGCGCGAAGAGUAUCGUCGUCUACCGCUUGCAUGCGUUGGAGGACCUCUCUACGCGAUUUCUCUAUUCUGGCUGGGAUGGACAGCGCGUCCAAGUAUUCAUUGUAAGCACAUCUACUACACCACAUCAACUUACCUUCAAUAUUUUGUUACUGACAGUAACGAGGGUCCGUACCCGCUCUUUCAGGCGUCGUGUUCGGCAUUGGCAUUGAUCUUACGUUCAUGGCGCUGAAUAACUACAUCACGGAUGCUUAUGACAUAUAUUCGGCUUCUGCUCUUGCUUCAUCUGUGUUGAGCAGAAAUAUUGCAGCUGCACUGCUGUUACCCUUGGCAACCUAUCAGAUGUAUGAUGCUCUGGGUGUUGCGUGGGCUUGUAGUUUGUUGGGUUUUGUCUGUCUGGCUCUCAGUCCCAUUCCAUUUGUUUUCAUUAAGUAUGGACCAGUCUUGAGGAAAAGGAGUAAAUUCUGUCAGGCGAUUGAAAGGAGAGAGCCAUUGACGUGAAGAUGUACCACACAGCCACCAACCUCAGGUCGGCCCACUUCCGCUCAGCCAAGUUUUUCACUAACACAAACCAUUUUAAUCCUCGCGAGGGAGGGUAUAGAAUUUGUUACUACUGAGGGCACACCUCAUAUCUUCGGUGUGAUAAUGCUGUACCCAGCCCAAAUCCGCCAAGUGUUCGUGAUGGUAGUGGUGGGAGUGACAAAACUACAUGAGCUAGAAAUGACUUCAAGAGAGCGCUGCGUUCAUCAGCAUAUCAUAUUUCAAUUUUGAGUUGGAUAUUGUGUUUUUCUACAAGAAAUCUCAUACAAAGCUUUACAAAGAUCAAUUACCUCAGCUAAACUUAACUUCAGUUCCCUAUCUUUCUUUCCUGGGUCAUUUUGGAUCUAUCUAAGUGUUACCGAAUAACU